Messenger RNA from Pelobates fuscus (common spadefoot toad), 2296 nucleotides. RefSeq names its product oocyte zinc finger protein XlCOF7.1-like. The record is from RefSeq and is a predicted model, not a curated record. NCBI's taxonomy places the organism in Eukaryota, Metazoa, Chordata, Amphibia, Anura, Pelobatidae. Gene Ontology annotation, biological process: regulation of DNA-templated transcription. Bases 286 to 1899 code for a protein of 537 amino acids. The transcript is spliced from 4 exons.
CCUUUAACCCCAAUCAGAUUUAAAGCUGUUUGAAUUUUAAAUGAAAUGCAGUUCUCAUGCAUUAUGCAGUGUCAGGUGUGUCAUGUAUACCCAUGUCAUUCUGUAAAGAUAGAUGUCUGAGCAUGACUGAUGUCAUGUCUCGCUUACUAGAGAAUCUUUCGUUUUUCUCAGCCAGUGAAUUCUUGUCUCUUUUGUAGAGCAGUAAAUGUGUGUAAUUCACAGUGCAUUUCUCCUUCACAGAGCUUGUCUAAAGGUUAAAUAACUCUACAAAGGAAAGAAUAUUGUAUGAGCCAUCUGACUUACACAUUGAUGAUGGACAAACACAUAGUAAAUGAAAGGGUAUUGCAUUUUGCCCUGGACAUCAUCUGCCUGCUGACUGGAGAGGAUUACAUUGUUGUGAAGAAGUCCAGUGACCAUACCUGUCUCAGCCCUGUGCCUCUACCUCACUCACUAAUCCAUGAGAGAAACAAUGAGCAGAAGAUCCUGGAACUGACCAGUCAGAUCAUCCACCUUCUGACUGGAGAGGUUUCUAUAAGGUGUGAGGAUUCCACUGUCUAUUUCUCCAUGGAGGAAUGGGAGUAUUUAGAAGGACACAAGGAUCUCUACAAGGACACGAUAAUGGAGAACCACCAGGCCUUCAGCUCAAAGGGUUUAUUCAAGAUUACACAAAACUUUAUUAGCAAAGAAGAGGAGUUUGAGAAUUACCCGGGAGACAACUUGUCAAACUCUAAACUCAACAAUUGUUUUCAAAAUGCAACUAAAGCAGUAGAUUCAUGCGAAGAAGAAAAUGUAGCAAACACUAGUAUAGAGACAGACAAUCUAGCUCACAUUAAAGGGGAAUCAGCCUCACGUGAAGACAGAAAUGAAACAGAUAUUAAUACACCCACAGCACAAACUGAAACAGAAUAUCCACCUACUCAUAUUAAGGAGGAACCAGACUUGUGUGAACCAAGAAAUCUCACCGGCGUACAUACGCCGACAGAACAUACAACAGUAGAAUGUCCAUCUAUUCAUAUUAAGGAUGAAUCCGUGUUGUGUGAAGAAGGAAAUCUUACAGACACUGCCAUUCAUACAGUCACAGAAAAGACACGGACAGUGUGUCCAUUUACUCAUAGGAAGGAGGCAUUGGCAUCACAUGAACAAGCAAAUUUAACCAGCAUUUACAUGUCCAUGAAACAUACACAUAGAAAAUGUGUUUUUACUGAUAAUGAAGAACCAUCCUCAAAUCACUGUGAAAAAUGCUUUGCUUUCAAGUCAUUGCUUGUUGGACAUCAGAAAUGUAACACAAAUCAAAUACUUUACUCAAAUACUGACCAUGGGGAAAUGUAUAAUCCGCAACCAGAUCUUGCUGGACAACAGGUAUCUCACAUAGAAGAGAAACGUUUCUCAUGUUCGGACUGUGAGAAAGGUUUUAUCACUAAAUCAAAGCUUAUUUUACAUAAGAGAACUCACUCGGGAGAGAAACCUCAUUUAUGUUUAGAAUGUGGGAAGGGUUUUAUUACUAAAUCAUAUCUUGCUAUACAUAAAAGAACUCACUCAGGAGAGAAACCUUACUCAUGUUCUGAAUGUGGGAAAUGUUUUAGCCACAACUCAAGUCUUGUUAAACAUCAGAGAUCUCACUCAGGAAAAAAACCUUACUCAUGUUUUGAGUGUGGAAAAUGUUUUAGUCAACAAUCAGAUCUUGUUAUACAUCAGAGAACUCACACUGGAGAGAAACCUUUCUCUUGUUCUGAUUGUGGGAAAUGUUUUAGCUUGCACUCAAGUCUUGUUAAACAUCUGAGAACUCACACAGGAGAGAAGCCUUACUCAUGCUCUGAAUGUGGAAAAUGUUUUAGCUGUAACUCACAUCUUGUUAGACAUCAGAGAACGCACACAAGAGGAACAUUUUUGAUGCCCUAGUUUGUGUUAUCUAAAAACGCAAGACCAUAACUAUUGGUAAGUUGAGCAUGCUGCUCCCCCUCUCAGAUUUGAUAAUGGCUAAGAAACUCUAUCAUUUUUAAAAAUGAGUACAGCUUUAAGCAUGUCCCUUUAGAGCGGUCAGUCAGGCCCCUGUGAUUUUCAGUUACACUCUAUCUGAGCAUUUCAAAAUAUGAAACCGUUUCACAGUGAAUACAUGCUUAACUGGGAUACAGGUCCAUUAGGGCAAGAAACAUACUAUUUAAAGACUAUCACUCAGACAUCUUCCCCAACUCAAAUUUGCAGAGGCCCUCUUCACAUAUCUACAAUUUCUUGUAAAUAGAUGGUGUAUUUGUAGGUGUUUUUUUUUAUGGCUAAUGUAUUUUGUUUUUAACAUUCU